AUGAAGAAAGUAGACGAACCAGUCUCUGCUUCACAAUCAGUUUACAUCCCGCAUCAUGCGGUGAUUCGCGAGCAUAGCAGCACCACGCGGUUGCGCGUCGUGUUCAAUGCAUCUCAGUCGACAUCGAACGGCUCUUCACUUAACGAUCAUCUCAUGAUCGGUCCUAAGUUACAAACCGACCUUCGUUCGGUAAUUCUUCGAUGGCGACAACAUCGUUAUGUUUUCACUGCCGAUAUCGCAAAAAUGUAUAGGCAGAUUCAAGUCGAUCCGCGAGAUCAAGAUUAUCAGCGCAUCUUAUGGCGCUCUUCAUCAUCCGAAGCGAUGCAAGACUACCGCUUGCUUACUGUUACUUACGGUAUGGCGUGUGCUCCAUACCUCGCUCUUCAUACGAUUCAGCAAUUGACGCAAGACGAAGGCGCUCAAUUUCCUCUUGCUCAAUCAGUUUUACGCAAUCAAAUCUAUGUCGAUGAUUGCAUCUUCGGCGCGGAUGACAAGUCGCUUGCAAGGCAAAUCCGCAAUCAAUUAAUUUCAUUGUUACAAAAAGGUGGAUUCCUCCUCCGUAAGUGGGCAAGCAACUGCCUUACGUUACUCAACGACCUACCGGUCAAUGAAAAGAGUCUCAGUCAAGGCAAAAUUCUACAAAGCGACGAAAGUUUCAAAGUCUUAGGCGUCACGUGGUUCCCUGCUACCGAUACAUUUCAAUUCUCAGUCGAAGUUACAGCAACGGUCCCCGAUUCGAAACGGAAAAUUCUGUCUACUAUAGCAAAAUUAUUUGACCCACUCGGGUGGCUUGUUCCGGUCAUAAUUACUGCCAAAAUUAUCAUGCAACAAUUGUGA
This is a messenger RNA of Cyphomyrmex costatus, 837 nucleotides long. RefSeq lists its product as uncharacterized. The transcript has a single exon. The record is from RefSeq and is a predicted model, not a curated record. Bases 1 to 837 code for a protein of 278 amino acids. Lineage: Eukaryota; Metazoa; Arthropoda; Insecta; Hymenoptera; Formicidae.